This is a messenger RNA of Thermothelomyces thermophilus ATCC 42464, 1145 nucleotides long. RefSeq lists its product as uncharacterized. Bases 291 to 1145 code for a protein of 284 amino acids. The record is from RefSeq and is a predicted model, not a curated record. Lineage: Eukaryota; Fungi; Ascomycota; Sordariomycetes; Sordariales; Chaetomiaceae. The transcript has a single exon.
GAUGAAUAUGAGCACCCCAGUUAAACAUCACUUGGUUUGCCUCGAACCAUCCUCACUUUUUCUGAACACGGUGACACAACAAGAAUCUCAUCUCCAAUCGCAAUCUCAUCUCGCAAUUUGAGCUCACAACUUGCCCAAGCCCACUCAACCCGAUUCCAACCCCCCUACGCUGCAACCCACCGCCACCAGACCAGCACCAUUACAAGGAAGCUCAGCAUUCGCCAAAAUCGAACUUCGAAUCAACUACUACCACCACCACCACCAACACCACCACCAAAACAAAGACAGACAUGGACAUCCCCCACCAACUGCAAGCCUCCCUCUCCACGACGAGCAUCCCCGUCCCCUCGCUCGCCUGGCUCGAGGCGCUCGCGGGGGCGCGCAGCCCCGCGCCGCCGCUGGCCUCCCUCCUCGCGACGGCCCGCGCGCGCCUGCUCGCCAGCGACCUGACCGCCCCGGGCCUGCUGGACGCGCGGUACGCCGCCGCCCACAGCCUGCCCGCGCGGCUGGCCCAGACGCACGCCGGCACCCGCGAGGCCGCGCUGCCCCACGACGUCGUCGUCCAGGUUCUCGACGUCGAGGACGUCGCCCGCUCCCGCUGGGAGCAGGUCGAGGCCCUCGAGGCCCUCGAACGCGGCGAGGGCACCCGCGGCCGCGAGAUCAUCCGGCUCAACACCGCUUCUUCCUCUUCCUCCUCCUCCUCCGGUGCCGACGGCACCGCGGAGGGAGCAGAAGAGGAGGAGGAGGAGGAGGGAGGGAAUGCUGCAGCCGGCGCAGGCGGGGGUGGUGGUGGUGGCGGCCGCGGUGGUGCCACCAGUACCAGCAACAACAACAACAACAACAACAGCAGCAGCAGCAGCAGCAGCAGCAAGAACGGCACGCAUAAACUGGUCGUGCAGGACUGCAAGGGCCAAAAAGUGCACGCGAUCGAGCUCAAGCGGGUGGAGCGGCUGGGCGUGGGCAGGACGUUCAUCGGCGAGAAGAUCCUGCUGCGCGCCGGGACCGUGUUGGCAAGGGGCGUGGUGCUGCUCGACCCGGCCCACUGCGUCGUGCUCGGGGGCAAGGUCGAGUCGUGGCACCGCGCCUGGCUGGACGGGCGGUUGGCGAGGCUGAAGGAGGCCGUUGGAGCCGACAGGAGGACGUGA